Messenger RNA from Mugil cephalus (flathead mullet), 3278 nucleotides. RefSeq names its product guanylate cyclase 1 soluble subunit beta 1 (gene gucy1b1). Gene Ontology annotation, biological process: cGMP biosynthetic process; response to oxygen levels. The transcript is spliced from 13 exons. Gene Ontology annotation, cellular component: guanylate cyclase complex, soluble. The record is from RefSeq and is a predicted model, not a curated record. Bases 128 to 1984 code for a protein of 618 amino acids. Gene Ontology annotation, molecular function: heme binding; guanylate cyclase activity. NCBI's taxonomy places the organism in Eukaryota, Metazoa, Chordata, Actinopteri, Mugiliformes, Mugilidae.
AAACAGAGAGGGAGGGGGGAGAGACGGACGCGGAGAAACUCAGCAGCAUCUGUACCAAACGAUGAAGGCUUUCUCAGAUUCCUCGGUUUAGGCUUAAAAAUAAAGAAAAGGAGAAGCCGCGUUCACCAUGUAUGGGUUUGUGAAUCACGCCCUGGAGCUCCUCGUUUUAAGAAAUUACGGCCCGGAAGUGUGGGAAGACAUCAAGAGGGAGGCUCAACUUGAUAUUGAGGGUCAGUUCCUUGUUAGAAUUAUAUAUGAAGAUGCCAAAACAUACGAUCUCGUCGCAGCUGCAAGUAAAGUUCUCAAGAUCGAUGCAGGAGACAUCUUGCAGAUGUUCGGAAAGAUGUUUUUCGAAUUUUGCCAGGAGUCUGGAUAUGACACCAUCCUACGUGUGUUGGGCUCAAAUGUUCGUGAAUUUCUGCAGAAUUUGGACGCCCUGCACGAUCACCUGGGUACCAUUUAUCCUGGGAUGAGGGCUCCCUCGUUCCGCUGCACGGAUGCAGAGAAAGGAAACAAUCUGAUUCUUCACUACUACUCAGAGAGAGAAGGCCUGCAAGACAUUGUGAUCGGCAUCAUUAAAACCGUCGCUCAACAAAUCCACGGAACAGAGAUAGAGAUGAAGAUGAUCCAACCGAAAAGUGAGGAGUGCGACCACAUCAAGUUUCUGAUAGAGGAGAAGGACUCGGAGGAGGAGGCGUUCUACGAAGACCUCGACGGCUUCGAGGAGAACGGCACGCAGGAGACUCGGAUCAGCCCCUACACGUUCUGCAAGGCCUUCCCGUUUCACCUGAUGUUCGACAGAGACCUGAUGCUCACACAGUGCGGGAACGCCAUUUACAGAGUCCUGCCUCAGCUCCAGCCCGGUACCUGCAUCCUCCCUUCAGUUUUUUCUCUGGUCCGUCCUCACAUUGACUUCAGUUAUCACGGCAUCCUCUCUCACAUCAACACCGUCUUCGUUCUGCGAAGCAAGGAGGGCCUGCUGAAUGUGGAGACGGUGGAGAAUGAGGACGAGCUGACGGGGGUGGAGAUCAGCUGUCUGAGACUGAAAGGACAGAUGAUUUACUUGCCAGAGGCAGAGAACAUCCUUUUUCUUUGCUCACCCAGUGUUAUGAACCUGGAUGACCUUACUCGGAGGGGGCUGUACCUGAGUGACAUCCCGCUACACGACGCCACGCGGGACCUGGUGCUGCUGGGCGAGCAGUUUCGUGAGGAGUACAAGCUGACCCAAGAGCUGGAAAUCUUGACGGAUCGCCUCCAGCACACACUCCGGGCACUUGAGGACGAGAAGAAGAAGACAGACAGAUUGCUCUAUUCCGUUCUGCCGCCGUCUGUUGCCAACGAGCUGCGACACAAGCGGCCCGUCCCGGCAAAGCGCUACGACAACGUGACCAUCCUCUUCAGCGGCAUCGUGGGAUUCAACGCUUUCUGCAGCAAGCACGCCUCGGCCGAGGGAGCCAUCAAGAUAGUCAACCUGCUCAACGAUGUUUACACACGCUUUGACAUCCUGACGGACUCUCGGAAGAACCCUUAUGUAUACAAGGUGGAAACAGUCGGUGAUAAGUACAUGACAGUGAGCGGACUCCCGGAGCCGUGCACGCACCACGCCAAGUCAAUCUGCCACCUCGCUCUUGACAUGAUGGAGAUCGCCGGACAAGUCAAAGUGGAUGAUGAACCAGUACAGAUCACUAUUGGGAUCCACACAGGAGAGGUGGUGACCGGGGUGAUUGGCCAGAGGAUGCCCAGAUAUUGCCUUUUUGGAAAUACAGUCAACCUCACAAGUCGUACAGAAACGACUGGCGAAAAGGGAAAAAUAAACGUCUCAGAGUAUACUUAUCGGUGUUUGCAGUCUGCCGAGAACGCCGACCCUCAGUUUCAUCUGGAGUACCGGGGCCCCGUCACCAUGAAAGGGAAGAAGGAGCCGAUGAAGGUGUGGUUUCUUUCCAGGAAGCCCACCGACACGGAGUCCGCCGCAGCUAGAGCUUAACAACUCACCGUGAGCACGAUGCUGAGGCAGGAGCGAGAUGGAUCGGGUUAAAUAUAAAAUAAUAAUCUAUCCAGAGACACGCAGAUAUUUUUAUUAUGAUGAAUCACCGUUGUGUCAGUGUGAAUUUGAACCUGUACUAUCGCCCUCCCUCCUUCCCUCUCUACUUCUUUCUGCUUUCCCAUGAUGUGCCAUGACCUCAUUAUAUUUUAUAAAUGUGCAGUAUUUUAAGAAUAGUAGAGAUUACUGAUACAGUAAGUGGUGCAUUCACAUUUGGUACAUUUUUGCACAACGUCGUCUGGUAUUUCUAAAAACUACACGAGACUGUCACCAAUAUUUUUGAUAAGCGGAACAGUUUUCCAUCAAUUGUAAAUGUUCUUUGUUGCCAAUAAUUGUCUGGUGUGCCAAAAAAUCCUGAGAAUUUAUAGUCCUUGCCAAAAAUACUCAUUUCACUUUAACUUUAUAAAAUCUGUAUUAUGUAAUACACAAUAACUUCUUCUCAACAGGGAUAAUGUUAGAAUCUUCAUUCAAGUAUAAUAAAAAUGUUUUAUUUUUAUUUUUGAAUGUUAAGUUUUACACUGAAUAUGUUACACUGGCAUCAAGACACUAAGAACUGUAUUGAGGUAUUAAUGCUACUGUACCAUAUAUAUAUAUAUUUAUAUCGCCAUUGUCACAAUUGUUCUGGUGUAGCACCUAAGCCAACUACAGUCAUAUAUUACAUUUUGAAGAUAUUUAUUGGUUAGUUUUCCAAGUCAUCUGAGCCUUUGGUCAAAUCUGCAUUAUCAUACAUCUAUGACUAAACUAUUAAAGUAGCCUCAUUUAUGCACACAAUACACCACUUUAUUUAUUUAUUGCACCCCUGUAUUCAUCGCGCAAUCACUUCAUGUCUUUGUCCAUGAAAUAACACUGAGUACUACUUUAGGUUCUACUGUGUGUUUUUGAGAUAUGUACUAAAAGUCCUUCAUAUUUAUUGUUCGCUUCAUGUUACUGAUCCAAGUGGUGAUCACCUUUAGAAAAGUAAACAUUAUUAUGGAGGAAAGUGCUGUUUGUGCCAACUUGAGCAAACCUUUAACUUUGUUUUAUGUGUUGGAUUGACUUCUUAAGAGUAUACGGACUGCACAUUUUCACCAUGUAAUCCAAAUUCAUUAUUACCAAGCUUCACGUAAUGGUCUCACGGCUUAUUGGUGCCUCUUGUACUGUACAGUAUGAGUGCAUUUUUGUGCUUUUGAGACAUGACUGUUCUAUCUGGCCAGUGUCUUUUAGGAGGUAGCUAAUAAAAAAAGAGACUUGACACAUG